CACGCUUUUAUUUUUAUUUCUUAGCACACUAGUCGUAUCUCAUCUCAUACUACCGGUGGACACAAUUUUUAAUUUGGUCCCUACAGCCUAAUCGCUAUAAUCCCAUUCUAUUAUCCACACCCACCUUCCCUCCGGCGGAUAUGCAUUUUUUGAAGAUUGCCCUCCUCCUUCCAUUAGCAAUCGUGGCGGCCCAAACAACGACAGACGAGCAAACGGCCGAUGAAGGCGGUGCCUGUGUUGUUAGUGUCUCCCACGGUGAAGAUAUUACCUACUGUGGGGUGAAAACAUUCAAUGAUCACCAAUGCGCCGACCUCCAAUCACAGCUUCAUGACGAGCCGCAACGAUUUCCCAUCUAUAGCUGCCAGCUUGGUGCUGUCACUGAAAAGUCCGAAGAGGAAAUAGAGGACAUCUGCAACAGCAAUAAUGGAACGAUUGUACCCAGCGAGGAUAGGGCCGAAUAUGUGAAGACAGGCGAAUGUGGCUCUCCUUACGCGUGAUCUGUAACACCCAGAACGCUCUGUUGUCCACGAGAGCGAGAAACUGAGAGAAUAUGAACGGGGUUGGGCCGAUUUGCUGGAUCUGACCGGUUGAUAACCUGGGUUUCGCCGUCUGUUGCAAAUGUUAGAAUAAACCAGCUAGAUAAGAAUUUUAUUUUUCGAGAAAUGCGUGGCCUGAGUAAUAAAAUAAUGCACCGUAGCUACCUUUGCUACCUUUUGAUCUGGUAUUGCAGAAAUGAAUCGAAUGCCUUGAGUAUGAGAUUGAGCACCGACGUUGCUGUGAAAUUUGGACUAAUGACGGAACGGCCCGAGAAGGAGAAUGCGUGGCCUGAACGUUCGUCGUAUGUAUUGAAUCUUGAGGUUCCUUCUUCCUACGCAUUCCUUGCGGGACGCGCAU
Messenger RNA from Aspergillus ruber CBS 135680, 894 nucleotides. RefSeq lists its product as uncharacterized. The record is from RefSeq and is a predicted model, not a curated record. The transcript has a single exon. Lineage: Eukaryota; Fungi; Ascomycota; Eurotiomycetes; Eurotiales; Aspergillaceae. The coding region runs from base 141 to 497 and encodes 118 amino acids.